UCACAGGCGCAGUCUUCCAUUCACACCGCUGCCCGCUUAUAUCCGGUUCACCUAUUCUCUGCAAGGUUCCAAAAGGGAAGGAGUCACAUCUGUGGGCUGCUAUAAAGGAGAGCACUGAGUACCAUAGCUAUAAGAAGACAGGGAAGGCGAAGGAAGGAUAUUGAAAUUCUGUUGGCUACAGUUUUAAAGGUAGCUGGAUUUUCACUGCCCGUUUCACCAGGACGCCCUCUUCGUGCAUUGCAUCAUCUUGCAGCGAGUUCAAGCAUGGCGCAUCAACUGGAUCCUCUGUCCCUUGCCUUCCUGGCGUUCGCUGUGCUUCUACUGGCGUCUGGUCACAUGGUUAACGGUAGCUCCAAUGUUGGAGAUGAUCUUGUCGGGACGCUGGACGAAGUGGACUGGGAGAAGCGUCCACCCGGUGCUGACGGUAUUGAUACGCGCAGGGACGGAGAAGGUAACUCCAAUGUUGGAGAUGAUCUUGUCGGGACGCUGGACGAAGUGGACUGGGAGAAGCGUCAAGCCGGUGCUGACGGUGUUGAUACGCGCAGGGACGGAGAAGCAUAUCCGGCCUUUGUCUUUUCGGGCGAGGUGCGACAGAAAAACGUUGGUGGUAAGAGCAGCUGCAAUGGGGGCGUGGUAGGCCACAAGUACCAGAGCAAUCACCCUCAUGGACACGGAGGCACUACGCAAUCCAAGGGGCGCAUUGCUCGCAUGAAAUUCACCAAGAAGCGCGACAAUACCGUGCUGCGCGUGACUUUCUCGGAGAACAUCCGCGUGAUGGGACGUGGCGUGGCCGUUCGCUGGUUCAUAACGGUCGACGACCAAGAGUGCGUAAAGCCAUCCAAGCUUGAUAUCGUCAUGUACCAAAGUGAUCCACACGAGAACAGUCCUAUUCCGUCCGUGCUCGUGGGAAUCUGCCAGGCCACCGCAGCGGGACAGAUCAAAAAGGGCACGCACAACAUUGAUGUCAACAUCGGUGCCACCAGCUACCCGCUGGGCACGCCUCUCUCAGGCUUCUACUCCACCACGUUCUUCGAAGUGCAGGAGGUGUGUCCGGAGUUCUGAGCACCAUUACGUUGCCUCCCUCCAAAGACCAUCAUGUCAUAUAUCUUUUGCCAAUGUUCAUAGUUUAGUUAAGUAAAAAGGAGAAGGACUACAAUGUUACGAGUUCUCCUUCCUGUUCCUGCUCUCUUUUUUCACCAUAAUUAAAUUGGCUCACCAUCCGAGUUUAUUUAGUUUUAGUUUUAUUCCACGCAAAUACAUGGCUGGGAAAGUAA
Molecule: messenger RNA, 1274 nt
Organism: Sycon ciliatum
Lineage: Eukaryota; Metazoa; Porifera; Calcarea; Leucosolenida; Sycettidae
Exons: 5
Coding region: 265-1062 (265 amino acids)
Source: RefSeq, a predicted model, not a curated record